This is a messenger RNA of Coregonus clupeaformis (lake whitefish), 1634 nucleotides long. Its product is annotated as oocyte zinc finger protein XlCOF6-like. Lineage: Eukaryota; Metazoa; Chordata; Actinopteri; Salmoniformes; Salmonidae. Gene Ontology annotation, biological process: regulation of transcription by RNA polymerase II. Bases 365 to 1228 code for a protein of 287 amino acids. Gene Ontology annotation, molecular function: DNA-binding transcription factor activity, RNA polymerase II-specific; RNA polymerase II cis-regulatory region sequence-specific DNA binding. The record is from RefSeq and is a predicted model, not a curated record. Gene Ontology annotation, cellular component: nucleus. The transcript has a single exon.
UGCUGCAGGUCCUGGGGUCAAGCUGGACAGGUCUGAAGGAGAGGAGGACCCACAACACAGCACAGACAUCCAGACUGGAGCGGCUGGAGCGCCCCCUGUAGCAACGGAGGAUCCUACUGCCGCCCCAGUGCAGCCCAGGACCCGACGCAGCAUCACGGAGGUCAGUGGAACGCAGAACGCCGUCCUCAAGUCAGAGACAGAGACUGAGACUUUAACGGGGCUGGGGCGACUGGGCUAUCCACCUGCUCCCCGCUCAGAGUAUUUACUUUACGGUAGCCCGAGGACGGUUCUGUCCCAUCAGGACUCAGGUGACGCGUUACAGACUGGCAAUGAUCCGUCCUGUUCAUACGCUACAGAGACAGAGAUGAUACCUGGUAACAUGCCUGUGGGCUUAGAUACACAGACUAAUCCAAUGAGAGGGGACUGGAACCAGUACAGUAGUAGUGUAUACUCUGAAGGGUGCCUAGAUAAGAAAGGGGAGGGUCUGGUCGUAGAUGAGGUGACUGUGAAAGUUGAGCGCGACUCUCCGCAGACAUGGAAUGCAGACGAGACUCACUUAAGAGAAGGACACUCACAGGUCAACACCAGUGACUUCUUAGAUUACAGGGAAAGCUUGGAGACAAAUCUAAAUGUUGCGACCCACUCCCCUUUACAUGCAUUCAGAGAUCGCGACCCAGUGUCCACGUCGGUGGGGCCUUCUGAUUCACACGGCCGCGUCCUUUUUGAUCAGGUAUUGAACUCAAAUGACAGGGCUAGAGCCCAGGCUCAGGGAGGGGGAGCAACAUCAGGCAAUAGUAAAGAGAAACGGUUCCUCUGCAUGUUCUGUAACAAAGGCUUCAGCUGCCCCCAUAAUUUGGAGAUCCACCAGAGGGUCCACACAGGGGUGAAACCCUUCAGCUGUACACAGUGUCACAUGCGCUUCGCUCAGGCUGGCAACCUGAAGAGGCACCAGAGGGUCCACACCGGGGUGAAACCCUUUAGCUGUACACAGUGUCACAUGCGCUUCGCUGAGGCUGGUGACCUGAAGAGGCACCAGAGGGUCCACACAGGGGAGAAACCCUACAGCUGCCCCCAGUGUGAGAAGAGGUUCUCCCGCCAGCACCAGCUGAAGAUACACCUGAAGGUCCACACGGGAGAAACGCUGUUUGCCUGUACGCACUGCGGAAAGAGGUUCUCAGAGAGGAGCUACCUCAGAAUACACCAGCAGAAAAAUCAUUCCAGUCUAUAACAUCGAAAGUAAACAUUUCACGCGAUAGCUUCUGACGUUUAGAUCAAACCCUGCAUUAAAGACAAAUCUAUAAAUUUUCAUCAGCAAAAAAUAUCCACAGAUUCAUUUGGAAUAACGAUGGUAACAGAUUUCAGUGUUGAAUAUUCCUGGGUAGAAUAUUGCAUCCAGACAUUGUGGGAUAUAAACCUAAAGUCUGUUACAUAUUGUGUUUGUACUGUGUAGGGUAUAUGUUUACAAAUGCCUGGAUUACUUCCAUUCACCAACUGAAUUUUUUUUCCCAAGACACUUUUAAUUGGAAAAUAAAUGCAGUUCAACAAGUUCAUGCAGAUUUUUAGUUGAGACGUGUAUGUGUGGUUUUCAUAUGGUGUAUUUAAAACUUGUUUAUGUUUAAUAAACACAAAAUGGG